This is a messenger RNA of Oncorhynchus gorbuscha (pink salmon), 515 nucleotides long. RefSeq names its product protein S100-A11-like. Gene Ontology annotation, cellular component: perinuclear region of cytoplasm. The coding region runs from base 100 to 363 and encodes 87 amino acids. The transcript has 3 exons. NCBI's taxonomy places the organism in Eukaryota, Metazoa, Chordata, Actinopteri, Salmoniformes, Salmonidae. The record is from RefSeq and is a predicted model, not a curated record. Gene Ontology annotation, molecular function: transition metal ion binding; calcium ion binding.
ACCACCUCAACACACUCACCACCUCAGACACCGGCAGCAGUGUCCAGUCCCAUUAGAACACUACCUCUUCUCCAUUCUACCUCUCCCUCUCUGUCAGUGAUGGAGUCAGCCAUUGGUGUACUCGUGUCCCAGUUCAAGGCGUUUGCUGGAAGUGAUGGAUCCUCAGACACACUGAGCAGAGAUGAGUUCCAGAGCCUGGUCAAAACACAACUCCCCAACAUCGUUAAGAACGCUGAUGACCCAGCUGUCAUCGACCGACUUAUGGACUCAAUUGAUGAGAACAACGACGGAGAGCUCACCUUCCUGGAGUUCUGGCAGCUGAUUGGACGACUAGCAAAUCAACACGGCGGCUUUAUCCAAUAGGAUGUCUCCAUGUCUUGUUCUGUUACUACCAUAUGAUUACAAUGAUAAGUUAUUCUAGUGGUAUGGUUAUCCCCAGGUUGUGUUUCUAAAUUGUCAAGUGUUUGCUAAAGCUAUGGAGGAUUGGUCCAGCAAAAUAAAACAUGGAUGAAUCA